GCUGCAGGCUAGAGGCGUGAGCCGGCACCACUUCCCGCUCCGGGCGUUCUGGGUCCCCGCCCACCGCUAGUCAUGUGAGCCACCAAAAUGGCGGCGCUCGGGCGGGAGGCUGGGGCUGACCUGAAGGAAGCAGGUGUGGUGCGGGUGAGAGCCGAGGAAGCGCCCAAGGACAUCAGAAUGGCAACAUACACACAUGGUCAGCCCAGUCUUUCUCUGGAAGAUGCAAAACUCAGAAGACCAAUGAUCAUCGAAAUCAUAGAAAAAAAAAUUGAAUAUCUUAGAAAAGAAAAGACUUUAAAUAUAUAUGGCACAGCGUUCCUUGGAACAGCAGCUAGUUUCUCGGGAAUAAUGGCCAACUUCAUUUUCAGACAUUGCUUCAAGAUUAAACAUGAUGCUUUGAAGACGUAUGCAUCACUGACUACACUUCCGUUUUUGUCUACUGUAGUCACUUAUAAGCUCCUUGUUACGGAUGCUUUGUAUUUGGGCAAUAUAAGCCAGGAAAAUUGUGUUCUGAGAAGUUCACUUAUUAGCAUAAUAUGUGGUGUUUUAUAUCCCUGUGGUUUGGCUUUCUCUAAAAAUGGACGCCUUGCAGUCAAGUAUCAUACUGUUCCACUGCCACCAAAAGGAAGGGUUUUACUUUACUGGCUGCUGCUUUGUCAGACAGAGAUAAAAGCCAUGAUGAUUCCUCUAGUCUUAGAGACGGCCUUUGGAAUAUUUAAUGGUCUACAGCAUUAUGCAAGAUUUGAAAAUAGACGAGAAAACUGUACAUGAAGAUUAAUCAAAGAGUGAAUGGAUACUAAAUCAGCACAAUGGGGUUUUUUUAUGAUGAGGGCUCAGGCAUUGCUGAAGCAGUUAAAAGUAACUCUGGACAAUUUGUUUCUGUUCCUUUGCCUGGUAUACAGUGUACUCAAUAAAUAUUCAGUAAUUCAG
Molecule: messenger RNA, 930 nt
Organism: Lutra lutra (Eurasian river otter)
Lineage: Eukaryota; Metazoa; Chordata; Mammalia; Carnivora; Mustelidae
Gene: TMEM126B
Product: transmembrane protein 126B
Exons: 5
Coding region: 88-771 (227 amino acids)
Biological process (GO): mitochondrial respiratory chain complex I assembly
Cellular component (GO): mitochondrion
Source: RefSeq, a predicted model, not a curated record